AUGUUCUCUUUUUUGAUGGACAACAGAGACGCCGAUCUUAGUGGGAGUUCGCCAGAUCCGCGCGCCUUCACCAAAAGGCUCCGACAUGAAGACGUUUCAGAUAUCCUAAUUGCCCAGCAUAACCUACUCUUACGCCUGGAAAAGACCAACGCUAUGCUUCAGACCGUGAAUGAGCUCUCGAUUCACCGAUUGGACUCACUUGCUAGCCAUUUGCGAGCGAACACGCGCCUUCUAGUUUCGAUGAAACGUGAACUCGCCACGAUUCUCAAGCGAACCGAGUCAGUGAAGAAAACGCUCAUGCACCAGUAUCCGCCUGAGUACGAGCAAUCCUCAAGCUCCAUCGAGAGUGCUUGGAAGGCAGAAUUGGAGGCUGAAACUAGGGUGACUUCUGAUGUCCAAUCCCUUACUCUCAUGCAGUCUAUGGGUCCGCUUACUGAGUGA
Messenger RNA from Echinococcus granulosus, 441 nucleotides. RefSeq lists its product as hypothetical. Gene Ontology annotation, biological process: lysosome localization. The record is from RefSeq and is a predicted model, not a curated record. Lineage: Eukaryota; Metazoa; Platyhelminthes; Cestoda; Cyclophyllidea; Taeniidae. The transcript has a single exon. Gene Ontology annotation, cellular component: BORC complex. The coding region runs from base 1 to 441 and encodes 146 amino acids.